GAGAGGGAGGGCACGGUAAUUAGGCUUCCUCGAAAUGUAAAUUUCAACCACACUCUGACUACUCAUUCAUUCUCGCGGAUCAACAGUCCUAGAUUUAAAGACUCUUUCUCUCUCUCAUCUUCGUCUUACCUACUAGCUAUCGUUGCACGCUCUCCAUCUCUUCUCUCCUCUCAAGGAUCAUCCCAUCUUUCAAAUCAACUUUUAGAAGUUUACUCUUCAACACAUCGUCUCUCAUCUACACUACCGCAUCAAUUUUCAGUCAUGGCGUUGUCGAUAGAUGUCCAACUUUCAUCUUCAACUACUGGCGUUCAGAGAUCUAGACUAGCGAAUGCAGAGGAAACUCGCUCCCAACGUGACGUGCGGUACACGAUGUUCAGAAACGAUCAUGCAUUGUCAGUUGGCCUAGGCUUUACUUCAACGCGGCCAACUUCACAAGUAUCCUCUACGACUGCUGCCGUCACCCGACUCAACCUCGGUUACGGAGUCUCAGUCCGCUCCGGAGGCGCUGUCGGGCAACCUCUCAACAACGUACCAGCCAACCUACGCGGCGCUGGUUCACAGUUCUCAGAUUAAGGGUUCAACGGCAGCCACUGGUCUGGCACCAUGUGCUACCACAC
Colletotrichum acutatum is the source of this 617-nucleotide messenger RNA. RefSeq lists its product as uncharacterized. The transcript has 2 exons. NCBI's taxonomy places the organism in Eukaryota, Fungi, Ascomycota, Sordariomycetes, Glomerellales, Glomerellaceae. Bases 262 to 573 code for a protein of 103 amino acids. The record is from RefSeq and is a predicted model, not a curated record.